CAACACUCAGAUCCGUUACACAGAGAGAGAGACAGAGGGAGAGAGAGAGAGACACGCAGCCGGACACAGCGCGGGGAGACAGACAGCGAAAUAGACAUCUUAAUAAAUAAUUAGAGAUUGUUUUUGAGUGGCUGAUCGCCCGCGGCCCGCUGUGUGUGCUGAAGCCGUUUUUAAGGUGGAGCCGUCCUGCGUGCCGCUUUCUGCAGUUCCGAGUUGAGGGCGGGUUCGGAGACUCUUCAUCUGAAUCAGAGCAGCAACAGUUUCGCCUCAUCGCUCAGCUCUAAAACAACGACAAGAUGCCGAAAACGAUCAGUGUCCGUGUGACUACGAUGGACGCAGAGUUGGAGUUUGCCAUCCUGCCAAACACCACCGGCAAACAGCUCUUCGACCAGGUGGUGAAGACGAUCGGGCUGAGGGAGGUCUGGUUUUUCGGACUGCAGUAUCAGGACACCAAGGGCUUCCCCACCUGGCUCAAACUCAACAAGAAGGUGACGGCGCAGGACGUGCGUAAGGAGAGUCCCCUGCUGUUCAAGUUCAGAGCGAAGUUCUACCCCGAGGACGUGUCUGAGGAGCUGAUUCAGGAGGCCACACAGAGACUCUUCUUCCUGCAGGUGAAGGAGGCGAUCCUGAAUGAUGAUAUUUACUGUCCUCCUGAGACUGCAGUGUUAUUGGCCUCCUACGCUGUUCAGGCCAAAUACGCUGAUUACAACAAAGACGCCCACACACCUGGAUACCUGUCCAACGACAAGCUGCUGCCUCAGAGAGUUCUGGAGCAGCACAAGCUGAAUAAGGAGCAGUGGGAGGAGAGGAUUCAGGUGUGGCACGAGGAGCACAAGGGCAUGCUCAGAGAGGACUCCAUGAUGGAGUAUCUGAAGAUCGCUCAGGAUCUGGAGAUGUAUGGAGUGAACUACUUCAGCAUUAAGAAUAAGAAAGGAACCGAGCUGUGGCUGGGCGUGGACGCUCUGGGCCUCAACAUCUACGAACAGAACGACAAGAUGACGCCGAAGAUCGGCUUCCCCUGGAGCGAGAUCAGAAACAUCUCCUUCAACGACAAGAAGUUCGUCAUCAAGCCCAUCGAUAAGAAAGCGCCGGACUUUGUGUUCUACGCUCCUCGCCUGCGCAUUAAUAAGCGUAUCCUGGCUCUGUGUAUGGGCAACCACGAGCUCUACAUGCGCCGCAGAAAACCAGACACCAUCGAGGUUCAGCAGAUGAAGGCCCAGGCCAAGGAGGAGAAGAACCACAAGAAGAUGGAGAGGGCAAUGCUGGAGAACGAGAAGAAGAAGAGAGAGCAGGCGGAGAAAGAGAAGGAGAAGAUCGAGAAGGAGAAGGAGGAGCUGAUGGAGAGGCUGAGGCAGAUCGAAGAGCAAACCAAGAAAGCACAGCAAGAGCUGGAGGAGCAGACCCGCAGAGCUCUGGAGCUGGAGCAGGAGAGGAAGAAAGCGCAUGAGGAAGCCGAGCGCCUGGAGAAGGAGCGGCGUCAGGCCGAGGAGGCUAAGCUGGCCCUGCUGCAGCAGUCUGAGAACCAGAUGAAGAACCAGGAACACCUGGCGACGGAGCUGGCAGAGCUCACCUCCAAGAUCUCUCUGCUCGAGGACGCCAAGAAGAAGAAGGAGGACGAGGCACUGGAGUGGCAGCAGAAGGCCACCACGGUCCAGGAGGAUCUGGAACGCACCAAGGAGGAGCUGAAGAAUAAGGUGAUGGCAGCUCACGUUCAGGAGCCGGUUCACGGGGAGAGCGACCACGACGAGAGCGACGAGAGCAGCGCCGAGGCCAGCGCCGAGCUGACCGCUGCCGCAGCCUACAAGGACCGCAGCGAGGAGGAGAGGAUGACCGAGGCCGAGAAGAAUGAACGAGUGCAGAAACACCUGCUGGCUCUGAGUUCAGAGCUGGCUAACGCUCGGGACGAGACGAAGAAGACCCAGAACGACAUCAUCCACGCGGAGAACGUGCGGGCGGGUCGGGAUAAGUACAAGACUCUGCGGCAGAUCCGCUCCGGAAACACCAAACAGCGCAUCGACGAGUUCGAGUGCAUGUAAAAUCGCAAAAAAAAUAAUAAAAAAAGGGCCAGCAGGGGGCGCCACAGCCUGCCUCUCACCACCAGCCACCACACACCUGCACACAAAACAACAGUACCCACAAUCCACUGCUUCAGCAGCACUGCCAGCCGAGAAGAGGCUAGAAAUCACGGUGAAAACAUGAGAAAACCCCGUUAGAGCUGGACUAGUUUUAUCAGAGGGGGCUGUGUUAUGUUUGAUUGGCUGAUUAGUUCAGACUGUAAAACUACACACACUGCAGAUUCAUACUGGAUUAAAAUCGCUCCACAAUUAUUACCGUCAGACUGUAAAACUACACACACUGCAGAUUCAUACUGGA
Molecule: messenger RNA, 2373 nt
Organism: Colossoma macropomum (tambaqui)
Lineage: Eukaryota; Metazoa; Chordata; Actinopteri; Characiformes; Serrasalmidae
Gene: msna
Product: moesin a
Exons: 14
Coding region: 297-2036 (579 amino acids)
Biological process (GO): positive regulation of protein localization to early endosome; regulation of cell shape; regulation of organelle assembly
Cellular component (GO): apical part of cell; adherens junction; plasma membrane
Molecular function (GO): actin binding; cell adhesion molecule binding
Source: RefSeq, a predicted model, not a curated record